UCCCCGGGCUCGGAGCUGCACCUGGCCAGCCACUUCGUGAACCAGGCCUGCCACGGGCUGGUGUUUGGCGGGGCGGUGGAGAAGUCCCCGGUCAGCCGCAACCCCGAGGUGCCCUUUGAGAGCAGCGCCUACCGCAUCUCGGCCACAGCUCGGGGCAAGGAGCUGCGCCUCACGCUCAGCCCCCUGCCCGGGGCCCAGCCCUCUCGGGAGCCGCUAGCCCUGGUUUUCCGCUUCGGCAUGACCGGUUCAUUCCAGCUGGCUCCCGCUGAGGCGCUGCCACCCCACGCCCACCUGCGCUUCUAUACGGCCUCCCCCGCUCCCCGGCUGGCCCUGUGCUUCGUGGACAUCCGCCGCUUUGGCCGCUGGGACCCAGGAGGCAAGUGGCAGCAGGACCGUGGGCCUUGUGUUCUCCUGGAGUAUGAACAAUUCAGGGAAAAUGUACUCCAAAACCUGGCAGACAAGGCUUUCAAUCGGCCCAUCUGUGAGGCCCUCCUGGACCAGCGGUUCUUCAAUGGCAUUGGCAACUACCUACGAGCAGAGAUCCUGUUCCGGCUGAGGAUCCCUCCCUUUGAGAAGGCACGCACAGUCCUGGAGGCCCUGCAACGGCACCAGCCGAGCCCAGAGCUCACUCUGAGCCAGAAGAUCAGGGCUAAGCUGCAAAACCCAGACCUGCUGGAACUGUGCCACUCAGUGCCCAAGGAAGUGGUCCAGCUAGGGGGCAAAGGCUAUGGGUCAGAGCACGGAGAGGAAGACUUUGCUGCCUUCAGAGCCUGGCUGCAGUGCUACAGCAUGCCAGGCAUGAGCUCCCUGCGAGACCGGAACGGCCGCACCAUCUGGUUCCAGGGUGAUCCUGGUCCCCUAGCCCCCAAAGGGGCCAAGUCCCGAAAAAAGGAAUCCCAGAAAACUCAGCCAGCACCUGUGGAUGGAAUGGAGAACCCUCCACCUCCAAUCAAGGGCCCUUCUAAGACACCAGGGGCCCAGAGACACCUUCCUGAGAUGACUGCAGCCCAGCAACCUGAGAGGCCAGGCCUUCAGCAUGACCCAGGAGCUCCCACGGUCCUUGAGAAAGGGAGGAGACGCCAGGCUAUCGCAGGACAACAAAGACCCAGGAAGAGGAAGGUGGACACCCCAUCUGAGGAGUCUGGGGGCAUGGCAGCCUCUUAGCUGGUCUCCUUUCUUGCACUCACCCUUUUGGCUACCUUGCUGGGAAUCUGAGCCUGUCUGAGCUCCUAGAAACAACAUUGGAAGGGCUGCAUGGCUGCGACCUGUGGCUGUUGCCUGCUCAACUGUCACAUUAACUGAACCACAUAUUUCACAUUUUUUAAGCCUGCAUGAAAAUGCAGUAUUUU
Molecule: messenger RNA, 1349 nt
Organism: Fukomys damarensis (Damara mole-rat)
Lineage: Eukaryota; Metazoa; Chordata; Mammalia; Rodentia; Bathyergidae
Gene: Neil1
Product: nei like DNA glycosylase 1
Exons: 6
Biological process (GO): base-excision repair
Cellular component (GO): nucleus
Molecular function (GO): DNA-(apurinic or apyrimidinic site) endonuclease activity; zinc ion binding; DNA N-glycosylase activity
Source: RefSeq, a predicted model, not a curated record